Molecule: messenger RNA, 466 nt
Organism: Neohortaea acidophila
Lineage: Eukaryota; Fungi; Ascomycota; Dothideomycetes; Mycosphaerellales; Teratosphaeriaceae
Exons: 1
Coding region: 68-316 (82 amino acids)
Source: RefSeq, a predicted model, not a curated record
CGUGGGUAUUCCGAUUGGAUCGAGUCGCCUUGUCUUACAUCCCGAGUGAUCAUUCUCACGUCUGGGCAUGUUCCGCCUUGCCCGUGAAGGAGCCUCUUCGACCGUGAUCGACGCUCCAAACCGAAGCGAAGCUCCGCCGCCCGCACAGUCCCUCGGCGGAGCCUCUCGAGUCGGCCCGGAUGUCCGCAAUACCUGGCCUACAGCCAUCGAUACUUGCUCACAUUUCAGUUAUGGCCUCAGGCAUCACAGGCGCAGCGAAAAUGUAUGUAAAGGCCGCUCACAUUGGUACCGGCGUCAAGAGCAAGGUCACGUUUAGGAACUCGACACUUGCUCAAGAGAGACUGUCGAGAGAUAUCCUUGCGCUCGUGGACUCGAUGGAAACAUAGAGAGUGCGGAUAGUACAAUAGAUGACGCGCACUGUACAUUAGAAUGUCAUUCGAAGAAAGUAUUGCGACAUCGUCGACAC